Messenger RNA from Rangifer tarandus platyrhynchus (Svalbard reindeer), 312 nucleotides. The record is from the annotation of a GenBank genome assembly. Lineage: Eukaryota; Metazoa; Chordata; Mammalia; Artiodactyla; Cervidae.
AUGAAUCUGGGGCAGGGCCAAAGGAUGACUGCUUCCUGGGUGCUUCUCGACAGACGAACCGGGAGAAACGAACCCCCGGGACAGAAGGAGCAGCCCGAGCAGUCCAGCCUCUGGCGCCGGGUCCCGCAGCGGGAUCACGCGGGAGCACCUGCCUCUUUCCCCGGGAGCUGCCGCGGCCCCCUGUGCCGAGACAUCUCGGACCGGGUAGUUCUUCACUGUGGGGAGCGGGGCCAUCCUGUGCGCGUAGAUGCGCGCAGCAUCUCUGGUCUCCACCCACUAGAUGCCACUGGCGCCUUCCACUCCCAGCUGUGA